Molecule: messenger RNA, 2316 nt
Organism: Ceratotherium simum simum (southern white rhinoceros)
Lineage: Eukaryota; Metazoa; Chordata; Mammalia; Perissodactyla; Rhinocerotidae
Gene: DRD1
Product: dopamine receptor D1
Biological process (GO): vasodilation; adenylate cyclase-activating adrenergic receptor signaling pathway; positive regulation of MAPK cascade
Cellular component (GO): plasma membrane
Molecular function (GO): dopamine neurotransmitter receptor activity, coupled via Gs; G protein-coupled receptor activity
Source: RefSeq, a predicted model, not a curated record
UGAGAGAGACAACCCCAAGGCAAGGGCGUUUGGGGAGCUGCUGCGGAGCCAGGGGCUUGGAGGAGCGAGGGAUGUAUUUUCAGCUGCGCCUCCAAAGGGGAGAAUUCUCUGUCACCACCAGAGAGACAACAGCCCCAAAAUGUGACUACAAUUGAGUAGCUUAGCAGAGGCCUGGAGUCUCUGAAUUGGUAGCUUAGAAUAUGCUAAAAAGCCAACGCUUUCCAUGGGGAAUUGAGGGGCCAGCUGGUCACUGUGACAGGGACCUGGAGCAAGGGAGUCAGAAGACAGCUGUAGAAAGCAAGAGAGAUCUUCCAAGGGGCUGACCUGGAUUGGCAAGGGCUGGCUCCUGCCACGCAAUUGUUGCAGCUCUGAUGGAACGCUGGUGAGGCCCCACCCAGGGGAGGAAGUGGGGCUGUGCAAGGGGCUGCCUGGUGAACCAGCACUCCUGUGGGUCUGACUGACCCGUAAUCCCUGCUUAGGAACUUGAGGGGUGUCAGAGCCCCUUGUGUGCUCUCCCUCAGGAAGAUGAGGACUCUGAACACCUCUACAAUGGAUGGGGCUGGGCUGGUGGUGAAGAGGGACUUCUCCUUCCGCAUCCUCACAGCCUGUUUCCUGUCGCUGCUCAUCCUGUCCACGCUCCUGGGGAACACGCUGGUCUGUGCCGCCGUCAUCAGGUUCCGACACCUGCGGUCCAAAGUGACCAACUUCUUCGUUAUCUCCCUGGCUGUAUCAGAUCUCUUGGUGGCUGUUCUGGUCAUGCCCUGGAAAGCGGUGGCCGAGAUAGCUGGCUUCUGGCCCUUUGGGUCCUUCUGUAACAUCUGGGUGGCCUUUGACAUCAUGUGCUCCACUGCGUCCAUCCUCAACCUCUGUGUGAUCAGUGUGGACAGGUAUUGGGCUAUCUCCAGUCCCUUCAGGUAUGAGAGGAAGAUGACCCCCAAGGCAGCCUUCAUUCUGAUCAGUGUGGCAUGGGCCUUGUCUAUACUCAUCUCCUUCAUCCCAGUGCAGCUCAGCUGGCACAAGGCGAAACCUACAAGCCCCUCCGAUGGGAAUGCCACUUCCCUGGGCGAGACCAUGGACAACUGUGAUUCCAGCUUGAGCAGGACAUAUGCCAUUUCAUCCUCCCUUAUAAGCUUUUACAUCCCUGUGGCCAUCAUGAUUGUCACCUACACCAGGAUCUACAGGAUCGCCCAGAAACAAAUACGGCGCAUCUCGGCAUUGGAGAGGGCAGCAGUCCAUGCCAAGAACUGCCAGACCACCACAGGUAAUGGAAACCCCGUGGAGUGUUCUCAGCCAGAAAGCUCCUUUAAGAUGUCCUUCAAAAGAGAGACUAAAGUUCUGAAGACUCUGUCAGUGAUCAUGGGGGUGUUUGUGUGCUGCUGGCUUCCUUUCUUUGUCUUGAACUGCAUGGUGCCCUUCUGUGGGUCUGGCGAGACCAAGCCGUUCUGCAUUGAUUCCAUCACCUUUGACGUGUUUGUGUGGUUUGGCUGGGCUAAUUCCUCCUUGAACCCCAUCAUUUAUGCCUUUAAUGCUGAUUUUCGGAAGGCAUUUUCAACCCUCUUAGGAUGCUACAGACUUUGCCCUGCCACAAAUAACGCCAUAGAGACGGUUAGCAUCAAUAACAAUGGGGCCGUGGUGUUUUCCAGCCAUCAUGAGCCACGAGGCUCCAUCUCCAAGGACUGCAAUCUGGUUUAUCUGAUCCCACAUGCCGUGGGCUCCUCUGAGGACCUGAAGAAGGAGGAGGCAGGUGGAGGAGCCAAGGCCUUGGAGAAGCUGUCCCCGGCCCUAUCUGUCAUAUUGGACUAUGACACUGAUGUCUCUCUGGAGAAGAUCCAGCCCAUCACACAAAAUGGACAGCAACCAACCUGAACUCCGAGAUGAAUCCUGCCAGCCAUGCUCAUCCCAAAAGCUAGAGGAGAUUUCUCUGGGCCUUGCUGUUAAGAAACUAAGGUGUGGUGAGACAGAUGUCAGGCGGGCCCUCCUCUGCUGCUUUCCCUCAGCGCACAACUGACUAUGUUUUAAACGCAUUCCAGUGUGUUUUCUGUUGUUCAUAGUGAAUCAAAGAGGGACACGUGAAGCGACUGUUCACAAGGGACGUGUCUUUGGCUCCAGAAUUAUUUUUAGAAACUGAUUCUUAUCUUAGGACUUUAAAAAUAGGACAAAGAGUCAACAAUGAACAGCUUCACUUAAAAAUUAAACCUUUCCAGGAAGGAAAUGAGAAGGGUUGAGUUUGCUGUAUACAAACAGGUGCUAACACUGGUCCAAGCAAAGUGUUCAGAUUGUGAAGGUAGGUGCAUGCCUUUAUAAACUAUUUCUAAA